Messenger RNA from Exophiala xenobiotica, 4332 nucleotides. RefSeq lists its product as uncharacterized. Lineage: Eukaryota; Fungi; Ascomycota; Eurotiomycetes; Chaetothyriales; Herpotrichiellaceae. Gene Ontology annotation, cellular component: nucleus. The record is from RefSeq and is a predicted model, not a curated record. The coding region runs from base 106 to 3765 and encodes 1219 amino acids. Gene Ontology annotation, molecular function: ATP binding; chromatin binding; DNA binding. The transcript has 2 exons.
CCACAAUUCAAGGAGGUUUCGCAGGACGAGACCCGGCGGUAAACACUCCUUGUGCACUGGAGUAAUAUUAUUCCAUCCUCUUUUGUACCUCACCUCCCACCCGCCAUGUCUGGUCUCAGUUCUUUGUCCCAGUCGGACGAUGAAUUGUUCAACCCUGACUACAAGCCUCCUUACGAGACGGUUGAGACUUUACCUCUGCGACGAGCCAAUAUGAGCGACGACGACGCUGACAUGGAGACCAUCUCGACCCUUCCUCCUCAUCUACCCUCACAGAAGACGAACCAGAAUCGCCAGACGCAGCCUACGCAGCUCAUCAACCGGUCACCAGAUGUGGCCGCUUCUCCUGUGAAAGGUGGAGUGGUCCAAGUGACUGCAUCUUCACCCUUGGCCGCGCCAAAUCGCAAACCUACAGGUUAUCUUGCGAGUGCCAUGGCACCAGCCGGGACAACCUUCAGGAGACCUCAACUUGCCUCUCAGCCACGUCCUCCACCUAUUACCAUUGAUAGCGACGAUGAAGGACCUGUAUAUCGAGGCGGAUCAUCGGAUAGCGAAGGUGCAAGCAGAGCAAAUGAUAUCAAGACUUCUACCUUUGUGAGAAAGCCCAAGCCGGCCGAGAAGAUUCCAGAGUCACCUCAGGGCCAACAAAAUGGUGGAUUGAGCCGUUUCAUGGAGAUCACGGCAAAGUCAAUGUUUCGAGGUUCACCGAGUUCAAAUUCCUCAGCCUCAAGUGGAGUUAAACGAUCUGCAGAUGUGAACGCCAAUGCUUAUGGUAACGCCUGGAAACGGCCACGGCAGACCGGCCCAGCUCGUGCAUCGUCUGCUACAACUCCAAUGAAGCAACAACCGGAAUUGGAACUGGACGAUAUCAGUGACUACAGUAUACGACAAAAGGUCAGACGCAUGAUGUCAAUGGUUAGUAUGUUGACUGUUAGAGAAUGCUACGAGGUGCUGGUGUCGAAGAAGGGACACUACGAUGAUGCUGUCGAUGUACUCCUCCAGAUGAGCGAAAAACGACACGAAAAGCGCAAAAAGAACGCAAUUGAUCUUACAGGUUCUGAAGAUGAGCUUAUGCCGACUCCUGCGUCUCGCAAACCGGCGACGAAGCCAGCACCAGCACCAGCACCAGCACCAGCACCAGCACCAAAAGUCAGAGUGCCGGUGAAGUCUAUCGCGGAGAAAUGGGGUUCGACGCAGAAUGUGAGAAAGCCCUCGAAGACUAUAGACGUCUUCGACACCCCACCACCACAAAAGAAGAGGACCCUCGUGCGAGGUCGCAAGCGGUCUUCGUCUCCGGCACACGAACCCGAGGCUGUGAGAGAGAUACCCAAGGCAAAGACAGCAACGAUCGUGUCAGACGAAUCCGACGAAGCCGACUCCGCGAUGCAGUCCGAGAAGGAAGCUGACACAACGUUCAACUCGCGCCUCCUCAAUCUGUUCAACACAUGUACGGCUGCUGACUUGACCGAUACCGCCUCGAUUUCUCGAGAAUUAGCUCAACAUCUUGUCUCGAAACGGCCGUUCAAGAGUCUUGAAGAAAUACGAAAGAUUCAGGAUCCGAAAUUGAAGCCUGCAAAAGGCCGAAGAAAAGUCAUACCUGUUGGAGACAAGAUUGUUGAAAAGGUUGAAACAAUGCUUGAAAGUUAUGAAGCUGUGGAUUAUCUCGUAAAGAAAUGUCAGAAUUUGGCUAAACCUCUAGCUGAGGAGAUGAAGAGCUGGGGUGUCAAUGUGUAUGGCUCCCAAGGCGGAGAAUUGGAUAUGGUCUCAAUACAGGACACCCAGCGCUCCAGUCACGACUCUGGGAUCGGCACGCCCGUGAGUGAUGAAGAACCCGAGAUCGUCAACAAGCGUACGCCGAAGAACUUUAUACCUCAACCAUCGAUUAUGGCUGAAGAUAUACAAAUGAAGGAUUACCAAGUUGUUGGAAUGAAUUGGCUACACAUGUUGUACCAGAAGGGCUUGAGUUGUAUACUUGCGGACGACAUGGGUCUCGGAAAGACUUGUCAGGUAAUCGCUUUUCUUGCGCUUCUUCUUCAGCGAGGCCGGGCCGGACCGCAUCUCAUUGUCGUACCGGCAGCCACUUUGGAGAACUGGUUGAAAGAGUUCAAGCGGUUCUGUCCUACGUUGAAGGUCGAGCCGUAUUAUGCUACAAAUCCCUCGGAGAGAGUCGAGCUGCGAGAGAUUCUGGAGGACUCUCGGGACGAGGUCAACGUCAUCGUCACCACUUACACCCUAGCCAAGGGUAAAGAGGACUUUCCGUGGUUGAAGAAUUUCGGCUUCGACUGUACAGUAUAUGAUGAAGGUCAUAUGCUGAAGAAUGCCGAAUCCCAGGUUGCGAGUAAACUGGUGAGGAUACAGUCGAACUUCCGUCUGCUGCUUACGGGAACGCCACUGCAAAACAAUCUAAAAGAGUUGAUCAGCCUGCUGGGCUUUCUCAUGCCCUCGCUGUUCAAGGAGAAAGCCGAAGAACUCACCAGCAUCUUCUCGCAUAAUGUCAAGGCCAUGGAUGCCAAUCAUGAAGCUUUAUUGUCAGAGCAGAGGAUCAAAAGAGCGAGGAGUAUGCUUACGCCGUUUAUCCUCAGACGGAAGAAGAAUCAGGUCCUAAAAGACUUGCCAAAGAAGGAACGACGUGUUGAGUUAUGUGAGAUGACUCCCCAACAAUCCGAAAUCUAUCAGUCCUGGCUCGAUACAGCCUACAACAUUCGUGAACGGAAAGAGAAAGGGGAGAAUGUGACCAAUGAGUCCGCGAACAUUCUCAUGAAACUCCGACAGGCUGCUAUCCAUCCACUUCUUUUCCGUCGGGUCUAUCCUGACAAGAUCCUACCUGCCAUCGCCAAACAGUGUUUGAAAGUCGACCUAUGGCGAGAGUCGAAUCCCAACCUUAUUGUUACUGAACUUGAGGCCUAUUCCGACAUGGAGAUCCAUACGCUGUGUGCUCAACAUCCACAGCUCGACCGAUUCGUUCUUAACAAUCAUGAGUGGCUCGCCAGCGGGAAAGUACAAAAGACGAUCGAACUGCUGCGAAAUUUCAUGGCUGAAGGUCACAGGACACUGAUCUUCAGUCAAUUUGUCAUGGUCCUAGACAUUCUGGAGCUAGUCUUUGAACGUGAGGCCAUCGAUUAUUUCAGACUUGACGGUAACACUAAGGUCGCCGAGAGACAGGACCUGAUCGACGAGUUCUCUGCCGACGACAAUGAAACGCCUGUGUUUAUGCUGAGCACUAAGGCUGGAGGAGCGGGCAUCAACCUUGCCAAAGCUAAUAAAGUCAUUGUCUUCGACAGCGGCUUCAAUCCGCAGGAUGAUAUCCAGGCCGAGAACCGAGCACACCGUAUCGGCCAAGUCAAAGAAGUCGAAGUCGUGAGAUUGGUGUCUAGAGGCACCGUCGAAGAGCAGAUUUACGCGAUGGGUCUGACGAAGCUUAAACUCGAUGAACAGGUUGCUGGCGAUGGCUCAGAGGAACAGCCUCCACGGAAAGAAGGCGAAGAAAGUGAGAGAGAAGUCGAAGGACGCAUGAUGGUGGAGGAGAUGUUCUUCAAGAAACUCGAUCAAGAGCCUAUCGAACAGAUCAAGGCUGAGGUCGCCAGCCCGGUCAAGAAGACGGAACAAUCCAUGGGUGUCACGGUUCUUGGAAGCGGAGACAAAAUACCUAUUGCGCCCGCCGUGGAGACUGACGUGAAAGAAGAACAUGAGGAUCAUGCAGACGGGGUGGACCUACCAUCGCGCACCAGGAAACCCAGCGCCAACAGGGAAGGCGUCCCUUCAACUUGAGAUAUCUACGGCCAGCAGAUUGGAUGAGAAUGUUGUCUUGGAAAGCUAUCGACAACUCGUUUAUAUGAUGGCCUACGAUGUCGUGAUUGCACUAUUGGUCGACGCAACAACUGCUACGACGCAGAGGACACUGGCUGAGGUGUAGAAGUGGCGGGACUGUCUGAUAUGCUGAACCAAACCUAUUGAUGGUUACAAUGCUUCAGAAUAAUUGAUAUCCAGGCCGUUCCAUUCUCAUUUCAAGUUCAUGUGCAGGAGAGUCGUAGAUCCCGAUGGCGAUGCGACGGGUGCCCGAGCACGUCAAAAGACAACAGCCCUGAUUCGGAUCGUGUGAAUGUGUCACAUUUGUCACUUCGAGGCCGGAAGUAGAGCUGGACGGAGGGAGUCGCUCUUUCAAGAUGCGGCGGAUGGGGGGCAUACCAUUCUCAUGAACGUAGCUUAUGGUCAUUACGGAUCAUAGUGCACAGUUCUUGUCACUGCACACUACACGGUCUACGCGACCAGGACUUGGUGAUUCAAGACUUUUAUUCCUGCUUUCUAUGUACAAGUUCCAAUGGACGCAGCUCAUCC